AUGGAGUUAGAUUUAAAUGUAUGGAACAUAAAGAAUUUUUUAGAAUUAAAAAAUGGAUUUAAAUGCCAAACUGAAUUUGUUUGUUUGCAUACUAAUAUUACCUACUGGAUAAUGCUGUAUCACCAGGGGGUACAUCAAGUCGACAAAUCUAAUAUGGGACCAGAUCACUUAAGUUUUACUGUCACAUCAAACUUGCAUUAUGGGCGCGCAAACCAAGGCGGUCGUUACAAAGAGAUGAAUCUCUUUAGACCGUUACUUAUAAAAACAAACAUUACUGGUUUAACAAACAAUCUGUGUAGUAAAAUGAGGUUACUGUCUAUCCCACCCUUAGUCCCACCGAAAAUACUAUACGAACGUCAAAUAAUACCUGGAAAAACCCCAGAACAUCAUAAUAAUCCAGAGGUUGAAAGACUGUUGAAGGAGGAUCUAUGUGACUACCCACCGUACUGCUCUCGCAAAAUUCAUCAUGGCUUUCAGAAUGCUAUUAUGAUUCGUGAUCAUAAGCGUAGGCAGGUUGCUGCACACUUUUGCGAUUUGCGGAUCAGACUAAAUGCUAUUCGGAAAAACACAGUGCUGCCUAAAGAAAUUCAGGACCUAGCAACUCUAUAUAUGGCUUCGUUGCCUCGCGAUAGUAAUUGGACACGUAUAUCAAGCAGAUGUAUCGUUACUUCUAGGAGGCGAGGAUGCAAGACCCGUUGGAGGUUAUCGCGCAUUGUUUGGAGACUGCUCGCAGACUACAACAGAAUGUCUGGAGUGCUUUGGGCUUUUUGGGGAUCAAACACUCGUAGCGUGAGAAGACAUAUGUUAUGGCCACCCCCUGAAGGAAUUCAGGUUGCAGAGUAUAUACAUCGAUACUAUGAAAAUUUAAGUGAUGAAAGACAUACUGUCAAUUAGUAACAUUUUAAUAGAACGUUUGAGAUGAAAA
Molecule: messenger RNA, 925 nt
Organism: Heterobilharzia americana
Lineage: Eukaryota; Metazoa; Platyhelminthes; Trematoda; Strigeidida; Schistosomatidae
Source: the annotation of a GenBank genome assembly